Messenger RNA from Mesorhabditis spiculigera, 804 nucleotides. NCBI's taxonomy places the organism in Eukaryota, Metazoa, Nematoda, Chromadorea, Rhabditida, Rhabditidae. The record is from the annotation of a GenBank genome assembly.
AUGGUGGACAUUACGAGCUUCGACAUGAACGAUGGGGCGGCACAGCAGCCGUGGCUACGAUCGGGCAAAUACCAGGGCGACAUCAACAUUGACCCGACCCUUCUUCGCGAACCGGACGAGUUUGUGUUUUUCAACGCCGUCAAGAACCGCGAGCAAACAUGGCCCGACGCCGAGGUGCCCUACGUGCUCGACGCCAAUUUCUGUAGAUGCUACUCACAAGUAGGACGUACUGGUGGUAAGCAAGAAGUCUCUCUCGGAGCCGGCUGCCUCGUUCACGAAACGAUAAUCCACGAGCUGAUGCACUCCGUCGGCUUCUGGCACGAACACUCUAGGGCUGAUCGUGACGACCACGUGAAGGUCAACUACGGCAACAUUGUCGCUGGCGCAUCCUCCCAAUUCGACAAGCUGCCAAAGUCGAUUCAGGAUCUGCUUGACGAGCCCUACGACUACUUCUCGGUGAUGCACUAUGAGGCGACGGCGUUUGCGACCAAUGCGCGGUACUCGAUUGAGAGUCUCGACGAGAGACUUACGGAUUUGAUGGGUACUGGCACGGAUCUUAGCUAUGGCGACAAGAGGAAGAUCAACAAGCUGUAUAACUGCCCGUCACCGAUCGGCUUGGAUGAGCUGGGAAAGUCACGAGCGGGACGUCAGCUCGCCACAUCUCACCAAAGCUCCAGAUCCGAUGAGCUGGAAGAGGGGAAGGAAGUGUCCGAAAUAUCAUCUACUCCGCUGGACGUCACCACCACAGACGACGACCUCAGCGUCUUGGACCCGGAAGAGUUGCUGCGAAUAUUUGAGAUCGAA